UCGAAAACAUCACGGUGAAUUUUUUUAUUACAUUACUCGUGCAUUACUCUGCUGGAGAAAUUCGCAUUCCUUCGCUUAUUGUUUCCGGCGAUGUGCGAGGGUUCUUCGCAGAGCAGCAGUCAGUGAGUGUCUGCAUGGAGCUGUAAACAUUACUAGCUGAAUGUUGGAGUCAUUAUGGGGAAGAAACAGAGCAAAUUGAAGCAAGGUGGAAGCGGCAAGGGAGCCUCCCGUAUCUACGGCCAUGGACACGGAGAUUACACAGCCGUGUCUUCACCGGAGGUAUCCGACGUGAAACGUUACACACCUGUGCAUAGCGAUGCUGUCACUAGCGUCACUGUGGCUGGAGAUGUAUCCUACAUCACAGGAAGUGCUGAUCAGAGCAUGGUAUUGUAUCGCUGGAAGGAAGGCAGGUUGAUGCAAAGAUGGAUCGGACAUAAGAGAGAAAUUACAAAGGUGGCGCACGCUCCAGAGCUAGAGGCGACGUUUAGCGCAUCCCGGGACAAGACGAUACGAAUGUGGAAGAGGGGUACGACAGAUGGGGGAACAGUUGAGCUGUGUAAUUGCAAGCAGACGUUCAGCGGACACGACCUGGUUGUCACGGGAGUUGAUUUUGGAAAUGGAAAGCUGUGCUCAGGGUCUCGAGACAACUCGGUGCGGCAGUGGGAUAUCACGACCGGUCAAUGCAUCCACCAAAGUGUUAUCCCUAGGAACUUAGUUACCCACUUAAAAUGUGUACCGGGAGAGAAUCUGGUGGUCCAGACCAGCGAGGACAGAUGCCUCAGGAUUUGGGACACGCGCACAUUAACCGAGGCUCACGUAUUCCCGAAGAAGCAGUACAUCCAGACGUGCUGUGACGUGACUCCAGAUGGCAACUACUGUCUAACGUCCAGUAACGGGGUCGGUGGCAAGGGAUGCGAAGCUACGCUUUGGGACCUGCGAGCCCAGUCUUUAGUUGCUGAGUAUCACGGCCACCAGCAGACAACAUCGGCUUGCUGCUUCAUCCCCAACAUUUACUCCAAACCGCUUAUCGCUACAUGCUCUAAUGACGGUACUGUUAGAGUCUGGGAUAGAAAUUCAUGUGCUUGCAUAACGAUGUUGAGUAUUGUUGGUUUUGGGUCGUUGACGUCCAUCGCAGCCAACACCGAUAAAAGUAUAUGUGUAGGAAGUGUAAGUCGAGGAGUCCACAUAGCAACUCUAUUAGAAGAACCAGUAGGGCAGUUUCGCUUUAUCUACGUCGCUCAGUACUAACCAGGUAUCCAUAGCAACAAACCCUAAUACGUGUGUGUAUAUCUAUAAAUAUAUAUACUCCACACAGAAUACACGGAGAAACAUAUAUUUGGAUGUGUCUCGGGUUACCAGCUUAAUAGUGAAUGUGUUGUGAGUCAGGGUACCGAGUAAUAGCAGGAAUGGAAAAG
This is a messenger RNA of Asterias rubens (European starfish), 1415 nucleotides long. Its product is annotated as WD repeat-containing protein 31-like. Gene Ontology annotation, molecular function: protein binding. The record is from RefSeq and is a predicted model, not a curated record. The coding region runs from base 175 to 1248 and encodes 357 amino acids. Lineage: Eukaryota; Metazoa; Echinodermata; Asteroidea; Forcipulatida; Asteriidae. The transcript is spliced from 9 exons.